AUGAAAGGUGCAAUUUGUAUUGCAAUAUUCUCCAUUAUGAACUACUGCUAUGGGCACAACAUAUUGGUGGUGAUGCCGCUUCCAUUGUAUAGUCACACUAAAUCUUACUUGCCACUAUUCAUCGAAUUGGCAAAAAGAGGACACAAUGUAACAAUGGUCAGUCCGUUUGAAUUAAACGAACCUGUUCCAAACUUUAAGGAAAUUGUCAUAGAGGACACUAUGAAACACAUGAGAGAGGAUAAGCAUGAUGUAAGACUUGUAGAAGGAUUUUUUUUUAGACUGCUUGGUCCCAGACUUUUUUGUAAAUUUCUGCUUGAUGGUGUAUUUAAUUCUGAACCCAUGAAAGCAUUUUUGAAUGAUACUGAUUCCAAGUUUGAUAUGGUCAUUACUGAAACAUUUUUUUGCCAGGAACCAUUUAUAGCUCUAGGGCACAAAUAUAGUGCUAUUCAAGUUUCUGUCCAAACAAUAAACUUAUUCAUGGCCUUAUCUCGCCUAACUGGAAAUCCACUCAAUCCAGCUUAUGUGCCCUCUCCAGCCUUUCCAUCAUCUCACCACUUGAAUUUUUGGGAAAGAUCAAAAAGUACAUUAGCCAACCUACUGGAUUAUCUUAUAUCCCAUGCAUUAUGGCUGUAUUUGGAGUAUUAUAUGAGAAGCCAUUUUGCACCAUAUCCUGGAUUCGAAAAUUUGCCGCCUAUGUUAAAUAUGUUUAAAAAUCUUUCACUUGUUCUACUUGAUAAUCAUAUGGCAAUAACUUACCCUCGUCCAUAUCUUCCAAAUAUAGUAGAGAUUGGUGGACUGACUAUCAAAGGAGGAGAUAAACUCAAUGAAGAAUGGGAAAAAUAUUUAAAUGAAUCUGUGGAUGGAGUAAUUUACUUCAGCUGGGGAUCCCAUUACAAAACAGAAAAUAUGAGGCCUCACGAACUCACUGCUUUCAUGUCAGCAUUCGGAAAGCUAAAACAAAGAGUACUGAUGAAAGUAGAUGAAGAUACCAUGCCGGGAAAACCUGAUAAUGUAAGGCUGGCCAAGUGGGUACCACAAGCUAGUAUACUAGGUCAUCCCAAUGUCCGUGCUUUUGUUAGUCAUGGUGGACUUCAUGGAAUUUUGGAAGGAACUUAUCAUGGAGUUCCUAUCGUAGGAACUCCUCUUUUUGCUGAUCAAAAGAGCAAUGUGAGAUUUUGCGAACAGGCUGGUUAUUGCAUAUAUAUUGAUCUUGAUACUGUAAAUGAAGAAAUCCUCUUGGGUGCUAUUAACAAAAUAAUGACAAAUUCAUCUUAUAAAGAAAACGCGCUUAGAAGAAGUAAAAUCAUGAAAGACAGACCGCUGAGCGUCAUGGAUAACGCAGUCUACUGGGUGGAGUACGUACUUCGACACCGAGGAGCUCCUCACCUGAGAUCUGCGGCUGUAGAACUGUCUUGGUACCAAUAUCUGCUCCUUGAUGUGAUGGUAGUUUGGGGAACAGUCUUAGUUAUGGCUGUAUUAUUGUUAAGGAAAUGUAUCAAAUGUAUAUGUAAAGCGAGGAAAUCAAAAAGUAAAAAAGAUUGA
This is a messenger RNA of Nezara viridula (southern green stink bug), 1542 nucleotides long. Lineage: Eukaryota; Metazoa; Arthropoda; Insecta; Hemiptera; Pentatomidae. The record is from the annotation of a GenBank genome assembly.